AUGGCUUCGCAAGGCAAGGAAGCUGCUUCAAGCAGCAAAGAAGCCGCACCCACCAACCCGCGAGGUAUUCCAUAUGCGCCUUUCGUCGACAAGGUCGAGGACUAUGUCACCUCACGCGAAGAGGUCGAGGGAACCCUGCGCCAGUUCCAGGAGAUGAUCUCAAAGUACCAGUUCAUGGAGCUCAAUCUCCAGAGGAGGGUAGCAGGUUUGGAGGACAAAAUGCCCGAUAUUCAGAAAACGCUCGAGACUGUGCGUUUCUUGAAGACGAGGACAGAGGAAUCCGACCCGAUUGACACAACUUUCGAGCUCAACGACACCCUAUAUGCGAAAGCUUCGAUACCGCCCACGGACGAGGUCUAUCUUUGGCUCGGCGCAAACGUAAUGCUGUCAUACCCGAUAGACGAGGCAGAGACCCUUCUGGAGCAGAAGCUGUCUGCCGCAAAGCAAAGCCUGUCCAACUGUGAGGAGGACUUGGACUUUUUGAGAGAACAGAUCACGACUAUGGAGGUUGCUAUCGCCAGAGUAUACAACUGGGACGUUGUGCAAAAGCGGAAAGACAAGACUGUGGAAGAAAAGGGCAAGGAAGGUGGCAAUGCCAAGGAGGGCUGA
Messenger RNA from Pestalotiopsis fici W106-1, 609 nucleotides. Its product is annotated as putative prefoldin subunit 3. Gene Ontology annotation, cellular component: prefoldin complex; cytoplasm. The coding region runs from base 1 to 609 and encodes 202 amino acids. The transcript is spliced from 5 exons. NCBI's taxonomy places the organism in Eukaryota, Fungi, Ascomycota, Sordariomycetes, Amphisphaeriales, Sporocadaceae. The record is from RefSeq and is a predicted model, not a curated record. Gene Ontology annotation, biological process: tubulin complex assembly; protein folding; microtubule-based process. Gene Ontology annotation, molecular function: tubulin binding.